AGCUGUUCCUCAGCCUGUUGUCCGGCAUGGGCCCCAUUUUCAACGGGAAGAUCCUGGCCGGCCCGUCGCUGUGCAAGGCGCUGCACGACUUCCUGGUGCGUUUGCAAAUGAGGUGCGACAUCGUCAGUCCGACGAGCAAGUUGGGCAACGUGCUGAAGACGUCGUUGCUCAAGGUCAUCUAUCAGUUGGCGCAGCCGUCCGGGUCCAUCGCAUCGAGGCUGGGGCCUUUGGAUGCGCAGUGCAAGCUGCUGCAGACCAUGCUCUAUCUGGAUUUCGUCAACACCGAUUUGAGUAUCGCCAUGAGCACGCUGGAGAGUACAGCUGCAUUGGUGUAUAGUUACGUUCUGAACAGAGAAAAAAUCAAAUGUGUAAGCAUAGGAGAAAAGCAGACCGGAAUGACAAACACUUUCAGCGAUAUAUUCGCCAGUGUUUUGGGCUCUGAUUCGAACAAGCAAGAUAGACCCGUAUCAUAUGAAGACCUGUUGAUAUUGAUGUUGAAACUCUUGGGCAAACUCGUUCAGACGCCAUUACCCGAUCAGCAGGAAGCGAUGGACACCGAGUCCUCGGCGACCUCCCAAACGGACGAGAGCAAAGCCGAACAGAUCCUGCAAGAAAAUGCCCAGCUGCCGGCCUCCGUGCCCUGUUUCGCCGACAUAGUUCUACAACACCAUCCCACCGUUAUCAGACUAUGUCGCUGUUUGGCGACAUGUAAGUCAUCUUCACUUUGUAUGCUAGCUAAUGUUUCGCAAAAGACCGCCUUUUCGAACUUGAGCGAGCCGAACACGGUGGGAGACGCCAUUUUCCAUCUGUUGGCGCUGCUGGCUAGAAAAGCGUCCACCAAGGAGUUGUUGCUCCAUCCGCUGUUGGUGUUUCUGAGACAAACGCCGCAGUUGAGCGAACCGCUUUUGUGGUUCAUACUGCAGGUGUUGGAUAAUGAAGAUGCCGUCAGGAAAUUUUUCAGUGCAGAUGGUAUAACCGUGUUGGGUGCGAGCAUAGUGACCAGCAGCAAUUCGCCGAGCACGUUGUCCAAAACCGGCACCAUCUCCACGGUGAUGCAGCAUUUCAGCGGCACCGCCACCGCUCCGCCUGACCCCAGCUCGGCCAUACCCACCGCCACCAACACCUCUUCGAAGAAGAUCCUCCAGGCCUCCAUGGAGAACAAGAUGUCGCUGAUCAACUUCGCCCCGUACUGCACCAUCUCGUGCGAAUCGAGCACCGCCCAGCCGGCCGACGGGCUCAUUCAGUUCGUGUCCGGGGUGACGCAUCGCAGGGCGAGGACGCCAUUGUGGUCGUACCACUUCUACCCCGAGGAGAACCACACGGAGCUGAUGCUGCGGCUGCCGAGCGCCGUGCUGCUGAAGGAGGUGCAGCUGCAGCCGCACGCCGGCGGGCUGUCUACGUGUCCGUCGUUCGUCGCUUUGGAGGUAUCGGCGUACGGCCCGUCCAGACUGACCCCCGCCUGUCUGCCGCUGCCCACCAGCGGUCUCACCUACAUCCGGCUGCACCUGCCCGUCCCGCGGGUGGCCGACUGCGUGCUCAUUCGCCUCUACAAGCCGAGGGACGCGAACAGCAUCGGGCUGCUGCAGGUGCGGCUGCUGGGCAGCUACGCGUUCGGCGGCGGCGCGGCGCAGAGCGUCGACGUCGAGGACGAGGCGCACUGCCGGCACAGCCUCGGCUGGCUGCGGCUGAUGCACCAUUGUUUCGGUUCGGCGACGGAGGAGGGGUUGAGGCGGCGGAUGGUGGAGGGGGCUUCGCGGGUACCCGAUCUGCUUACGACUUGUUGCGGUCUUUUGUUGGUGCCAUCCCAUAUUUUGCCGGUGUAUUUGCCGUGUUUGGAGAAGGUGCUGAGAGAAUUAGCUUUAUACAGUCCAGAAAACGGAUUUCACACGAUGCGAGUGCUCUUGGACAGUCGCUCGGGGGUUAUAGAACCGCUGAUGGUGUUGGACUCGAACUGGCAGGACAGGCUGAUCAACGUCUCGGGGUAUCAGUCGGCUUGCGAGCUGCUGUUCCAGAUCUGUGAGCAUCAGGACUUGCACACUUCAUACCGAGUUAAAAUACUGUUAGACUGGUUGGAAAUGACGGCGAAUCAAGCCAUAGCAACAGGCAACACGGACAACUGCAACCCAGCCUACGUGUCGAGCAUAGCCUCCAUCCUGUGGUCGGCGAAACAGUCCCAAGUCCAGUACAACUUACGAUCUCUCGUCACCAUGGAGAUCUUUGACGCCAUUUACAAUCUCAAAACGCAGGUGGAAUGCAGCCUCAGCAUGAAAUACGCGCUAGACUCGUUGAUGUGUUCCGUAUGCUACAUCAGGUCAGAGCUGUACUCUUUGUUGCUGCAAAAAAUCGGCGUCUUGGUGCGUGGUUCGUCUGCGGGAAACCAGGCCUCGAUCAGUGACGAUAGGAAGGAUUCCGAAAGCAUGACGGAUGAUUCUAAGCAGAAUUCUGAGUGGUACAAUUACCUCGUCAUCGGGGAGCUGUCAGAAUUGAAUUUGAGCAGAGAACAGCUGGAGACCAUAGCAUUGGUCAGCAGGUCUCCUAGCGCUAUACAGCAGUUGUUGGACUCGGGCUUACCGAGGCUCUUGAACAGCGCCAUCUUUGAGUUCUGCAGUUCGGACAGCGAGGCGACUGUACCGAUGGCACGACUGGAGAACGUCACUAGCAUCUUGCAGUUCUUCACCGACGUGUGCGACGAAAAAACCAUGAGAGAUUGGUUGGGUUCCGAGGACGGAUCCUCCUUUUGGCUCCACCUACUGCAGUGGCUGUGCAAAAAACCCACCACGCAAAGUUCCAACCUGCAAACUGAGGCUCACGUGCACUUGGAGGAGGUUUGCGUGAAGUUUCUGUCGAAGUGCUGCCUCUGCCACGCGCCGAACCAGGCCAGACUGGCCAAAGUGCUCUGCGACGUCAUCUAUUUGCAGUCGAAUGGCAUAUCGGGUUUCAUGAGGCGGUUGAUAUUGCAGCUGUUGCUGGAGAACGAGAAGAUCCCCGUGAGCAUCGAGGCCGACGAGACGCUGUACAAAAGCACGAAGCUGGCGCAGGCGUAUUUCCCCACGCAUCCGGCCUUCAAGCAGACCUACAACCGAGCGAUGCUGUGCCUCGGCACCAACACGACCUUGCUGGAGAUACUCGAGCAGCAUAUAUUCUUCAACACGUCCUACAAGUCGGAAAUGGUGCUGAACAAGAAGGCAACCACGUCCGCCAAGAAGGAUAUCUUCAAGUCCUGGUUCGCCGCCGACGAACAAGAGAUGAGUAUGGCCGCCGGGGUGACGGCCAAAGACAAGCGCGCCAAGGACGCCAAGAACCAGUUGUACGCCGCGACGCCGCAGAGCAAGAAGAAGCGGUACGCGUCUGAGUCAGCGGGGACCGGCGACAUGUUGGAAGGAAGGGUGAUCAAGUGCGAGGCCUUCUCGGAUCAGCCGCUGCCGCUGACGGUGAAUCUGGGGCAGCUGUUGCGGCUGAUCGAGACUAGAGGGGCUGCCGUCGAUUGGCCUUACGUACAUCUGAAAAUCUACCAGUGCAAAAGUAACGAAGAUAAAUCGAAUUGCGACAUGACUUCGUCGACGUUCCAACAACCGCCUCCGAUCUGUAGUGCCUUACAAGUGUUCAGCUCCAUGGGGGGUUUGGCUUUGCUCGCUCAACAUCUGCCCACCAUCUACCCAGAAGCCGUCAGACCGACCCAGCAGGAAAAGUCCACGGCAGAUCAGUCCGAUUCCGAAUGGAUCAAAGUGGAAGAGUGUGACGAUAUUUACGAAGACAUGAUGGAAGAUGCCAUAGGGACCACCUCUCCAUCCAAGUCUUCGGUCCUCAUCUCGCAUGUACCUCCUCACUCGCUAACGGCUUUCGGGCUCUUCUUGAGGCUACCGGGCUAUGCAGAAGUCCUGCUCAAAGACAUGAAGAGGGCUCUGUAUCUGCUGCGGCUCAUUCUAGGUGUCACCGAUGACGGAGAAGGUGGCGAUAUUUUCAAUUCCCCGAUUUCCGAUUCGUUACCGACGCUACCUUUCGAGGUGUUGAAAAAAUUAUAUGACGCCACUCCGCUCAGCACUGAUGACGGACGGCUGCUCAGGAGAAUCAGUAUUAAUUUUGGAGUGGUGCACCUUUUGCUGGCUUGUCUGAGCAUAUUCACGCACCAUUCCGGCAAUAACGGAGACAAAGAUCAGAAUAACAAGAAUAAGGAGGAUAGGUCCCAACUGUACUGGGCUAAAGGUACAGGUUUCGGUACUGGAUCCACCCAGCAAAGUUGGAACGUCGAACAGGCGCUGUUGAAGCAGAGGAACGAAGAGGAGCACGUCACAGUGCUGCUGCUAGUUCUGGCCAGUUACAUCAAUCCCAACGAUGAGGCUGAAGAUGAACUGUGCGGAAACGUCCUACCUCAGCCGUUCAACGAGCUUCUCACUCAGAGCGCCCUACUGCCAGCUAUCUGUUCUUAUCUAAGGAAUGAUUCGGUGUUGGAUAUGGCCAGGCAUAUUCCUCUCUACAAGGCGGUACUGCAGCUGCUGAGGUCGCUAGCCGUCAGCUCGCAGUUGGUCAGCCUUUUGCUGCCUCAGAAGAACAAAAGUCGUGAUCCGUCAGUGAGUUCUUUGCUGAGAAGCAUGAAGACUUGCGUGGAUACGUACGCUUCUAAACUGAGAUUGAACAAUAAAUCGAAACCCAAAUCCAAGUUGGGCGAGCAAAUGGAGGAUUUGGAACAAGGGGAGGGCCUCGCCACUUUGAUGCCGGACAUCCAGAAUACCGCCAAUCUAGUGUCGAGGGUGACCAGCGGUCUGGUGGAUUCUGACAGUUCCUAUGACAGCGAGACUUCCAUAGAUAAAAGGGUGGUGAUCUCGCUGGACGAACAGUAUUUGAGGAUAAUGAAAAAUUUGCAAUUCUCUUCCUACGAGAUGAUAUCCGAUUUGCCAGACGGCGGCAUAAAGUUCGUGGUGUCUCAUCACUUCGAGAGCAACGCGAAAACGACCAGCGAACAAUCGCAUCCCACCCGAGUGAAGCGGAUAGCGCAAGAGGCUGUGACAUUAUCCACUAGUUUACCUUUAAGUUAUAGUAGUUCUGUUUUUGUAAGAUAUGAUACGUCGCGCUUGGACGUCAUGAAGGUCCUCAUCACAGGUCCUUGUGAUACACCGUACGCGAACGGCUGUUUCGAGCUGGACGUGUUCUUCCCGCCCGAUUACCCCCUCUCCCCGAUGCUGAUCAACCUCGAGACGACCGGCCAUCACACGGUCAGAUUCAACCCGAACCUUUACAACGACGGCAAGGUGUGCCUGUCGGUGCUGAACACGUGGCACGGCAGGCCGGAAGAGAAGUGGAACGCGCAGACGUCGAGCUUCUUGCAGGUGUUGGUGUCCAUACAGAGCUUGAUACUGGUGCCGGAGCCCUAUUUCAACGAACCAGGGUACGAGCGAGCGAGAGGCACGCCGGCCGGCACGCUCAGCUCGCGCGAAUACAACCUCAACAUCUGCCAAGCGACCGUCCGAUGGGCCAUGCUCGAGCAGAUCCUGCACCCGUGCGCGUGCUUCAAGGACGUCGUCCAUGCGCACUUCUACCUCAAGCGGCACGAGAUCAUGGCGCAGGUGGAGCGGUGGAUCGGCGAGGUGGAGCUGGAGGUCGCCAAAGAGAAGAAAAUGAACAGUAGAUCCAGCAAAAAAUCGCCUGCCAGCACCCUGGAGACCUUCAAGAAGGUGUACCAGCAGCUGAAGGAGGCCCUAUUGAAGCUGAAGCCGCCACCGGAAUUGGAGGAAGACGAGGAGGAGAUGCCCCUCACACCCACCAACAACAUGGAGGUGGCCAUCGAGGUGCAUCAUGCAGAUACCGACAAGGACAUGGAGAAGAUGGUGAACGACAUGUGCGAAUGAGCGAGGGAUCCAACUGCAUUUACCUUUUUUUAUCAUUUCAUUGUAAAUUGUGACUAUAGGUACAUUUUAUUUCGUUAUAUAUAGAGCAAUAUUUUAUAUAUUUUUGCAGGUGACAACUGGAUGAUUGAUUAAUUGAUUUUCCAAAUAUGAUUUCGGACCCAGUAAAUUUGAGUGACUGUUGAUUGAUGGAGGGUUAGUUACCUAUGUAUAACUUGUGUCAUGGAUUUUGUUGAUACUGAUGUAGAAUAACCAAUAAAUUAUUUCCGAUAUUUUAAAUUGUUUAUAAACGAAUGUGAUUUAAAAUUAUAAAAAUAAUGAUAUCGUU
Phaedon cochleariae (mustard beetle) is the source of this 6168-nucleotide messenger RNA. Lineage: Eukaryota; Metazoa; Arthropoda; Insecta; Coleoptera; Chrysomelidae. The record is from the annotation of a GenBank genome assembly.